Molecule: messenger RNA, 6908 nt
Organism: Neolamprologus brichardi
Lineage: Eukaryota; Metazoa; Chordata; Actinopteri; Cichliformes; Cichlidae
Gene: c2cd3
Product: C2 domain containing 3 centriole elongation regulator
Biological process (GO): cilium assembly; centriole elongation; protein localization to centrosome
Cellular component (GO): microtubule organizing center; centriolar satellite; centriole
Source: RefSeq, a predicted model, not a curated record
GUAGUUCGUUGCUCGGGAACAGUUUUCCGCGCUGCUGUUUGUAUUAUGAGUGUCUGUGGGUGUGUGUGUGCCGCUCACUCAGCUGCGUUUAACGGAUUAUUAGUUAGCUGGAGAACGAUAACAUGCCUGCUAACGUCUCUGACUGUGCUUUGGCCUGGCUGUUAGUUACAGUCCAUACUUACUGAGCUGAGGCAUGAAGAGCAGAAAGCAGAGGUCCGCCAGAACUGCAGGCAGCAAAAAGAAAGUCCCCAGUGAUGUGUCCCCAUCCACUAGUCUCCCACCUCUGGUCGAGGGCCAGCUCAGAUGCUUCCUGAAGGUGACCAUAGGCCGAGUUUUAUGGACAGUUCACAAGCCACCAUCUGCAACGUUCAUCAGGCUGCGCUGGUGGGGAGAGUCGUCCGACGGUACACAUUUCUUUCCCAGAGAUGGAUCACAGCUGGCACAGAAAACUAUCAAGACCACAGCUCGCUUCCCCAUCCGCUGUGGCCCGAAACAGUUCACCUCUUACCUUACAGAUAUGGGCUCUUUGGUGCUGGAAGUCCUAACUAAACCAGAUCAUCUGCCAGUUGCACGAGCUCAGGUCGCUGGCAUCUCCCGCCUGUCACUAUCACAGUCAAUCAGUGGAUUUUACACUCUUGUAUCUCCAACGUCUGAAAAGCUGGGAGAGCUACAGGUAGCUCUUAGUUUGGAGCCACUGACAGAAGCUUAUGACAGCAGCGGCUCCGGUCCCCACACAGAUCUCAGCACCGAGCGACGACAAGUCACCCCAAUGACCGUGCCCUCACAGCACAGGUUGCUUUCAGCCGACAACAGGAAAGAAUCAGCCGAGAGCAGUGGUGGAAACACACCAAGAGGGAAGGACCACUUAUAUUUCCAAAAUGCACAGAGGGACAAAGAAGAGACGCUUGAAAAUCAGAUGCCAACAACAAACAGAUCUCAGAACAGUCAAACAGCUGUGAAUCCUUUAAAUCAACCAACUAAUGAUAUAAUUUCAGUUAUUCUCGACCGUGGAAACAAACUCAGAAAUGCAAUGGUGAUAUCAGCUUUGAAAUCUGACACCGAUAGUGCUGCGGCUCUGAAAGAUACUCCACUGCCUCUACCAAAGGAAAACAUCCAGCCUCUGCCAAAGCCCUUGUCUUCUCCUUCUGGGAUGUUUCUUGAAAAUAUCCUUCACACUGAUUUAACUCUGAAGCACUCUGACGAUGUUACUGUAAUCUCAGACAGUGGCUUGGACGGACCUGCUGACAUAGACAACAGAGCUGUGGAUCUGGUACUUGGCAGCUCUACUUCUGCUUUUCCUCUCUGGGAUGGACAAGGCCCCUGCCUUGAUUCUCUUUCUGGUCAUAGCAGUGUCUGUAGCGAUAGUGAGCUCAAUGAUCCACAGUAUGAUCAGAGCUUGCUGGAAAAUUUGUUCUACAAAACUCCUAUUACAGGUACCACAUUAGCUGACAAUGAGGAGGAGUGCCAAGGGAUUGUGUCCUCAAGUAAAGAUCAGCCAAAAAAGCUGACUGAGUCUGCACCCAAGAUUAGUGAAGGCCACAAUUCAGAGAAUCAGCGGUCAGGAGAUGGUGGGAAUAUCCAUUUUCUCCUGAGUGCAGAGCAGCUGACUUUGCUGAGUUCGGUGCGGCUGGCAAGAGUGACGAUUGAGUCUCUGACUGUACCAGCUGGCAGCUCACCCACAACACCCAGAAAAACCUCAAAUAAAGGAAAACCACUUCGGCCAUUAAUUGCCAGGAAAUGUACAUAUUUUGUUGAGUAUUCGUUCCCAGUGACUUCAAAUCGACAUGAUCGCAGUAAGGCGAGCCGAGAUGGGGAAGUGACCAGAGUUGUUUCCAGUAAAGUCACAGGAAGAGUGGUGAACUUCCAUCAUCUCUCUGUGUUUCCUGUCAACUUCAGUACAGCCACAGUUGAACAGUGGUGGAGAACUGAUCUGAUUUUCAAGAUUUACUCACGAAAGAGUGACCAAAGGAAACCUGUUGCCAUUGGUAAGGCAAUUCAUCCAUUGCGCAGUCUGCUGCAGAGCGAGCAGCUGAGUCAGUCUGUCGUGUUGCCUGUUCAGAGAGAAGGCAACAGUGAAACAUGGGAGUUUGGACCUCUCAAGGUUUCACUAGAACUUGGAGCACACAGUAAAGGUUUCUCCUCUGAAAAAAGUAAAAUCAAGGUGACUUGGAGAGACAUGUCACCAUCACAAAGUCCAGAGAGACAGGCGAGCCUCAGAACCCAGCAUGUUACCAAUGGCAGAGAGGAGUUACCGGCUAGUUCUUUUGAAGAAGCCGGGCUGAAUGUUUGGACACCUCAGAGACCCUCCAGGGAACCUGCUCCUAUUUCCGGCUAUCAAACAUCUCCCCCUAAAUCGUGGCAGCAGGUGGAAGAGGAACCUGAGGUCCUGCUGCAUGCCUUACUCAUGGUACCAGAUGGGAAGAACUUCAACUGUGGGCCUCUGCAGGCUCCGAAUGUUUAUUUGAACUGUAAACUGUUUUGGUGUGAUGAGCCAGCAAGAUCUGUGGUCAGCUGGGGUCAGGCAAACCCUACGUUUAACUUUGUUCAGGUGACACCUGUGGCCUUAACAGCUAAGCUGCUGGAGAGGAUGAAGAAUAAUAUGAUGGUCAUAGAAGUGUGGCAGAAGACUAGAAGCUCAGGGCAGGAUCGACUCCUUGGCCUAGUUAAAUUACCUCUUCAUCAGUUCUACAUGUCAUUCAGGGAUUCAAAGAUCACCCACCUCCUCCUGCAGGCGCAGUACCCUGUUUUAGGGGUGGACUGCUACAUGCCUGUCAUUGAUGUGUUCUCAGGGAGCUGUAAAGGAAACCUCAGGGUUGUUUUGGCUAUGGGCCAAUCAGAGCAGAUAGUUUCCCUCCAGCGCACGAGAGAUGAAGAAUAUGACUUGUUGCCUCAUCUUGUGAGACCAGUUCAUCUGCUUGAUCACCAUCCACAUUCACAAACAAAGGUGACUGCAGCACAUGUAGAAUCUAUGAGAGAGCAUGUUUUUGUGGUAAGGGUGGAGAGGGUCAGUGGGAUGACUCCUCUGCAGUCCACAGUGUGGGGUGAGGCAGACUGCUACAUCCAGUACAGCUUCCCCUGUCAGGAGGGCAACUCUGCUGCAGACAUGGACCAAAACCUCAUAGAGAGCACUGUGAACCUGAAACCAUUUCGUACCACCACAACGCUCUGUGUUCCUGACCCGGUGUUUGGUCACACAGAGACUCAUGUGCUUCUGGCUCCUGAAGGAGUUCCUGUCCAGAGGCUGCUACUCAGCUCUCUCUCAAGUCAAGGUCUCAGCAGCGGUGGAGGCAUCCAGUUUGAAGUGUGGUGCAGAUAUUACUAUCCAAAUGUGAGAGAUCAGCUCGUGGCCAGAGGAAUGCUUCCGCUGUCCAAGCUGUGUGCCAUGGUUACCAUGCAGAGGCAAACUCCUGACGAGGCUCAGAUGUUCUCUCUGCCCCUGAUUCCCAGGACAGAGAGUCCCACAGUACACCAACCUCAGCCUUCAGGACUGUUAGAUGUUUGCAUUCGAUACAAGCACAGGCCUGUGAGACCUGAAGGACACACUGGAAGAGGAGCUGCCUCUCGAGUUGUGACACUCGUGGUUCAAGUGCACAGAGCAUGUGGUCUGAAGGCUGCCGCAAGGAUAUUAUCAGAACAAGAUGAGAAGUUCAGCUACUUUGUCGGCGUUGGUUUGAACACUUUCAUCACAGUCCAGCUGUCUUUCUUGCCCGAGAGUGAAAGGAGGUGCACCCGCACAGCAGCAAAGACUUUCUGCCCUGAGUUCGACCACCACAUGGAGGUGUCCUGUGAUCUGCUUGCUCAGACCAGCAGCGGAGAAACCUUCAGCCUUGCUGAGCAGCUGGAGCAGGCUUCUGCUGUCUUCACUGUGUGGAACCGUGACAAUCGUAAAAGUUUAAGUGUGAACGUUUCCAAAUCUAAAGAUUUAAUGUUGGGGACUGUGAAAAUACCUCUGUCUGAGCUCAUCAACAAAAGGACAGGUAUUUCUGGCUGGUUUGGAGUUUAUAUAAGUCGUGAAGCAAGUUCUUCUCAGCACCAGCACAUCUUGGUCGGAGGCCUAGAGCUUUCCAUUAGCUUCGCUCACCACUCUGAUAGAGAAAGGGUCAUUAAAGCUGCUCAGGGUUUAGGCUGGGAAAAUACCCUGACUGACAGUUCCAUGAUGCAGGAUGAAGAAGAACUGUUUGAAGAGAGCAUGAGAAAACUCUCGCUGACCUUUACCAUGCCUAGAGUGUGGCUACCCAUCCACUGUUUGCUGCUACCUGGGCACAGUGAGCUGCUGCGCUCCACCUACUGCUACAUCAGGUACAAGUUCUAUGACCGAGACGCCUUCUGUUCUCACCUGAAACACCCAUCUGCUGAUGAAGGCGCAGGGGAAGACCAGGCCACAGUGAGUUUUGAAGGAAGUAGGACUGUUGAACUGAGACGUACGCAGCCUUUAAUGUGGUAUCUACGGGAGGAGAAGCUGGAGGUGCAGGUGUGGGUUGCCUUUAAGAAAAAUAAAACCAGAAGGCCCAGUGACACAGACCGACUGGUGGGCUCAGCAUUCGUCGAUCUGUCCUCGCUUGCAAAGACUUCCAAGCAGAAGCUGACGCUAAGUGGAGUGUACCCUCUGUUCAGGCGCUCAGCAGCAGAUCUACAAGGAGCAGCUCUCAGGGUACACAUCACCUUGACAGGCGGUUCAGAUCCAGGAGAAAUACCUGCUGGAGCUGAGACUCAGGUGGACUCUGACAGUCAGGAAGAACUGGUAUCAGAGGACAUGGAAGAAAGAGAUCAAGUCCUUUCUCCAUCUACACUCAGAAAAUCAUCAGCACAGAGCAAACACAAGUAUAAAUCCUCCAGAGCCACUCCAGACAUCUCAUCUGUGCAGCACACGGAACAGAGUACAGAUGAAUCUUUCCCUGUGACAGUCACAGUGGAUCGGGCCAUGCACCUGAACCUGAAAGGCUGUCCCCUCGCAGAACGCAGUGAAGGGAUGCCAUGUUGCUGUGUUUCAUACGCCACUGCUGACUCUGCUGAACCAGUGUCCACGGCUGUGAUAGCUAACACAGACUCCCCUGUGUGGGACCAUCAGCACGAGUGCAGGCUAUCAAAGCAGCUCCUGGUUGAUCCACAACAAUCCCUUGUGUUUAAAGUCUGGCAUAAAGGAGAGCUGGACAGGGUGAUUGGAUUUGCCUCUGUAGACCUGUCCCCUUUAGUCUGUGGCUUCCCAUCAGUGUGCGGUUGGUACAACAUCACAGACUUUGGCGGCCAGUGUCACGGCCAGCUUAAAGUGUCCAUCACUCCACUGAAGGGGGUCCAAGAUUUACGCUGGCAGAGACUAUCUGUGAGUGAAGAAGCUGCCAAAAACUCAUUGGGUUUGUUCCAGUCCUUUCCUCUCAGCUACCAGACUACAGCCACAUACAGCAGCUUUCCCUCUCACAUCAGCAGGUUCCCUGAGCAGAAGAUCUCAUCACCCGACCACACGGACAGGCUGUUCUCUGAAAGGUCCAGUGAGAGUGACCGUCAUUCUGAGCACAUGGACAAUGUACGGCUGUACCAUCAAAGUCUGCAUGAGCAAACAGCGUCUCAGUCCUUUCACAGCAGUAGUGCAGGUGACAUCAAUCCUUCCAGCUCUAUCCUGGCACUCAGGAAAAAACUGAGCGAGCUUGACAACAUUCAGAAAUAUUUCAGCCGCAAACUUUCAACUCCUACAUUCCCACCUAUGCCAGAGCAGGAAAGUCACAAUAAACAUGAGAAACGGAGGGACUCGGAGUACAUCUCAUCUCAGCUUCUACUAAAGUCAAACCAGUUAGUCGGAGAAGUCCACAACAUCAUCAGUGGUCUACAACGACACCGCUUGGAAACAAUUCCUUCAAACCCACAGAGUAGCUCAACAGUGUCACCUGUUGGAGACAGCAAUACACAAGCCAUCACUGAGAGAUCGCCCAGUCCUCACAGAGUUUCACAUUGUUCCCCAGAAGUCACGUCUCCUCUGCCAUUUACACCAGCAGAAGUGUCUGAGGACCUCACAGACUCUGAGCCUGAGGAAGAAAAGGACAGACGAAGUGGCGAGGCUAAUAUGACUGAGAGUGAUGAAGAAGAAACUGGUUGCAGAGAGGAAGAGGACGAUGAUGUGGAUGAGCAGACAGAUGAGGAUUAUGAGGAGGUUGUAGUGAAGCUGAGGCCUUUAAAUGAGAUGACCUCAUUAACAGACAAAACCAGUCCCUGGACCAGCAUCUUGUCAGAUCCUGAAUUGGCCUCUCUGGAGAGCCUGGAGGGACCAGAGCACCUGGACCUAAGUGAAGAUGAGGGCAAGAAGAAACUGUUGGUAGAUAUGGAAUCGGGUCACCCCAGUGGGAAGCACAGGGAAGAGGAAAGUGAAGACCACUGCAGCUUAAAUGGUUCCACAGGAGAUGCCUCAGAUCUGGAGAGAGGUGAUGAAACGUUGCAACAUGCUAGAGAUGAAAGACAACAACAAGAACUAAAUAGCCCUAACAAGAGGUCACAUGACACAGAUUCAUCACCAGCCAAACAGCACACCACAGACACCCACAGUGUUUCCGCCUCCUCAGACGAGCCACACCUCCAACGCUCUGUUCCUGCAGAGGUUCUAAACUUCUUCCUCCCCUCCCACCAACUGGAGGCGUCGAUGAGAGCUAUACGUUUAGCACCCACGUUCUCCCAGGCAUCCAGCAACCUGGACCAGAACUCAUCGGUUCACAGCGCCCCACCUCCCAGAGGCCCUCGGCAGCGUCCCAACAUGUCACCGUCAUCCAUGAAGAAAGAGACGGAGAGAAUAGCAAAAAUUUUUGCAGCUCACUUUGAUGAGACUAAUUAGAGACGUUUGGUUUCAGCCUGCAACAAUAAUCAUGUAUAUUAAAUGUAACAUGUUGUAUUUUUAUAAAUAAAUAUUAACCAUUUUCACUACUGAA